This is a messenger RNA of Paramisgurnus dabryanus, 5425 nucleotides long. It is a transcript of the gene sulf2b, whose product is annotated as sulfatase 2b. The record is from RefSeq and is a predicted model, not a curated record. Gene Ontology annotation, biological process: negative regulation of fibroblast growth factor receptor signaling pathway; glomerular basement membrane development; positive regulation of Wnt signaling pathway. Gene Ontology annotation, molecular function: calcium ion binding; N-acetylglucosamine-6-sulfatase activity; glycosaminoglycan binding. Lineage: Eukaryota; Metazoa; Chordata; Actinopteri; Cypriniformes; Cobitidae. Gene Ontology annotation, cellular component: Golgi apparatus; endoplasmic reticulum; plasma membrane.
AGAGAGAGAGAGAGAGAGAGAGAGAGAGAAAUUGAAACCGCUUUAAUUCAAACUUGCCCCUUUUCUCACUCGCCUCUGUUUAAAACUUUCCGUCCAGCCUCUCUCGCCCUCACUUGUGCGUGGACGGUCACUCAAAAGUUUGACAAACUUCACAGGCACAGCAUGCGGUGACCCGCGCGCAACUGUUCAGACAGAAAGAUCAGUGAAGAAGAGAAAGUGCGCGUGACACUUGACCCCCUCCACGUCUUAGUGGCUCCCGGUUUGGGGUCUCCUGCGCGGGACAGAGGGGCACAAACUGCCACCUGCUUACCCUGCAGCUGUGUUUGAGAACAAGACAGGACAUUAAACCCUAAACAACUAGACUGGCUAAGCCGGCGACUGGGAGACAGAGGGGACUGGGAGUGUGUGCGGUUUGUACAUCUCCAACGAUUGUCUGGAGAAGAAAUCAUCUCAUCUCUAUCAGGUGCCACAAGGCGAGUUCAGCAUAGUGAGAGCGAACGCCCCGGCAGGGUCAAAGGUUGAGGUGAAAGUUCGUGGCCAUGGCGACACGAGGGAUGAUGACCCGGCUCUUGAUGCUGCUGGGUGUGCUGGCAGUGGCUCAUGCUUCCGCCUUCUUGUCCAAUCAGAGACUGAAGCCCCGAUUCCAGAGAGACCGCCGUAACAUCCGUCCCAACAUCAUCCUCAUCCUCACUGAUGACCAAGACGUUGAGCUGGGCUCUAUGCAGGUCAUGAAUAAGACCCGGCGGAUCAUGGAACAGGGUGGGACCCGCUUUUCCAACGCUUUUGUCACCACGCCCAUGUGUUGUCCGUCACGUUCCUCCAUGCUGACUGGGAAGUAUGCCCACAACCACAAUACCUACACCAACAACGAAAACUGCUCCUCACCCUCCUGGCAAGCUCAACAUGAGCCACGGACAUUUGGAGUGUAUCUAAACAACACUGGCUACAGGACAGGAUUUUUUGGCAAGUAUUUGAAUGAGUAUAAUGGUACUUACAUUCCUCCUGGCUGGAAGGAGUGGGUCGCCAUGGUGAAAAAUUCCCGCUUCUAUAACUAUACCCUGUGCAGGAACGGCAUCCGAGAGAAACAUGGAGCUGAGUACUCAAAGGACUACUUGACAGAUCUCAUAACCAACGACAGCAUUAGUUACUUCCGCAUGUCCAAGAAGAUCUACCCUCACAGACCAGUGAUGAUGGUUAUCAGUCACGCUGCCCCCCAUGGCCCAGAGGAUGCAGCACCUCAGUACACCACUGCGUUCCCCAAUGCAUCACAGCACAUAACGCCCAGUUAUAACUACGCCCCUAAUCCAGACAAACACUGGAUUAUGCGCUACACCGGAGCCAUGAAGCCCAUUCACAUGGAGUUCACCAACAUGCUACAGAGGAAACGACUGCAGACGCUGCUCUCCGUGGAUGACAGUGUGGAAAAGGUUUACAACAUGUUGGUGGACACUGGUGAGUUGGACAAUACGUAUGUGAUUUACACAGCUGACCACGGAUAUCACAUUGGUCAGUUUGGACUGGUGAAGGGGAAGUCAAUGCCAUACGAGUUUGACAUCAGAGUUCCCUUUUACAUUCGUGGCCCGAAUGUGGAGGCUGGAGGCAGCAACCCUCACAUGGUCUUGAACAUUGACUUGGCCCCCACCAUCUUGGACAUAGCUGGGAUAGAUGUUCCACCAGACAUGGACGGCAAAUCCAUCCUGAAACUCCUGGACACUGACCGUGUUAUGAACAGGUUCCAGUUGAACAAGAAAGGAAAGGUGUGGAGAGACUCAUUCCUGGUGGAGAGAGGGAAACUGCUGCAUAAAGUGUUGAAUGAUGGGAAAGAAAUGGCCCAGGAGGAGAACAACCUGCCCAAAUACCAGCGCGUUAAAGACCUGUGUCAGCGCGCGGAGUACCAGACGCCAUGCGAACAAAUUGGUCAGAAGUGGCAGUGUGUGGAAGAUGCCACGGGGAAGUUGAGAUUGUCUAAAUGCAAAGGCAUGGCCAGUCUGUCGUCUGUGAAGAAGCCGCCUGUAUCCAACAUAAAAUCACAACUAUACCUGCAGAGUAUGAAUGCUGAUGUCAGUGUGAACUCUGACCCUCAAGACUGUGACUGUGAACCCAAAACUUACAGACUGAGCACAUACUCAAAAAACAAACUUCUCUCCAAAAAGAAACUGAAAGCGUUAAAGAGCUACUCUAGGAAUCGCUAUGCUCGUGCGCUCUCAAUGGGGGGAGACCUGUACGCCGUGGACCUGGAUGGUGAAUACAGACCCUCAGGCCCCAGGAACCACACCAUCAGACAGAACACAGCGGAUGAGAGCGAGUUUAGUGGCAUGGGACCCAAUGCAAUCAGCCAGACCAGCAACAGCCUUGAUGUGUCUUCAUCUGUUAAAGUCACACACAGGUGUUCAAUUCUGGCCAAUGAAACAGUAAAGUGUGACAUUGGUCUGUACAAGUCUCUGCAAGCGUGGAAGGAUCACAAGCUCCAUAUUGACCAUGAAAUCGAAACACUUCAGACGAAGAUUAAGAAUCUGCGCGAGGUCAGAGGUCACCUGAAAAAGGAACGACCAGAGGACUGUGACUGCAGCAAAUACAUUUACAAAUCCAAGUAUAAGAGUAAGCUAAGAAAAUACAAAACAGGAAGUGUCCAUCCAUUCAGGAAAGGACAGGAGAAGGAUAAAAAGGCCUGGGUAUUGAUGGAGCAAAAGCGCAGAAAGAAACUACGUAAGCUCCUUAAACGUCUGCGUAACAAUGACACCUGCAGCAUGCCUGGACUAACCUGCUUCACACACGACAACCAGCACUGGCAGACCGCUCCCUUCUGGACAUUGGGGCCGUUUUGUGCAUGCACCAGCGCCAAUAACAACACCUACUGGUGCAUGAGGACCCUUAAUGAGACGCACAACUUCCUGUUCUGUGAAUUUGCCACUGGAUUUCUGGAAUACUUUGACAUCAACACAGAUCCAUAUCAGUUGAUAAACGCAGUAAACACACUGGAUCGCUUUGUUCUGAAUCAACUGCACGUUGAGCUCAUGGAGCUCAGAGGCUGUAAGGGACACAAGCAGUGUAACCCCCGCACACGUAGCCUAGAGAUCGAGGGCAAAUUUGGGAAGGCUGGGAAGGAUAAUUCCUGGAAGGAGGACGUCCAGGAAAACACUGACCUGUUUCCCGGAGAGUCGAACUGGUCAGAACUUGAACCUUUGUACAGACUUGAUGAGCACGCCUAUGAUCUCAAACUCAACUUCACACUCAGUCUGGAGGACUGGGCUCAUUUCAGCCGCUCUGUGGACCAGAUGUUCACGCUCCUCAGCAACGACAACCAGCCCUACUAUCCGGAGGAUGGAGAAAUAAGGAGAGGCCACGCCCUAGUGUCCUCCUCCAGCCAAUCCGCUUCAGCCAUCUACCUGACCACUCUGGCCACACCCGCUCUUUUAUUAAAAGAAGCAGGCGCUGAGGUUUUAAAAGACGCUUUGGGGUUAAACCAGGGCGGACGUCCUUCAUCUUCAUCACGUCGCCCACCACCUGUUCGGCUAGGGCCGGGAGAUGAUUUUUUGAAACAGAGAGAAGGUUCGGAGAGAGAAGAGAGGGACGGUGAUGAGGAGGAAGGGGAGGAGUUUGCGACGAGACGGACGGGGAGUUUAAGCUCCACCCACUGUGACUGCAACAGUGUUUUGCAGGAAUCGGUUUGACUCUCAUUUUACGUUCCUCUCCCUUCUCAGGAUAUAAAGAGACUCCUAAAUAAUUCAGAAGGUUUAUUGGCAGACUUAUUUCUCUCUCCUAUAUGUUCUGUUUGUCUGGAGUGGCAUCAUUCAGCAACAUUCCCAGCUACCGCCGGUCCAUUUUCCCAAACUGUCUAUGAGAUCACCUAGGCUUUGAACUAAGCACAUCCUUUAUCUUUUACCUAUCCACUCACCCUGUUUUUUUUUUUUUCAUUUAGAUUUGUUUUUCCUAGGGGAUUUGGGAUGGGUGGGGGUUACGAUUCAUAGUUAGAAGAGUUUUUAUGUCCGUGCCUACUUGAUUCAGUUUGAAAUUCAUUUUGCACCCAUAAUCCUUGAUGGCUGCUUCUCUUUUACUUGGUGUUGUGUCUUUUUCUAUGGGACAUUAUCUUUAACAGCCUUACAACUUUACUGAACAAGACCUCAAAAUUGGUCAAUGGUGAACGGUGUGUGCGUGAGUUUAUGUGUGUGUGUAUGAAUAUGGAAAAUAUCUACUUUGUCUUCUGAAGUCACAUCAGUGUGAUAAAGCAGCGCUUUUGGUUUUAGUUGUUGUUUUAAUUAACAUUUUUUGUUUUUUCGUUUAUGUCUUUCUGCCUCUUGCAGUCCUUGUUUUGAAAUGUAUAAAUGAUUGUCAUUUCUUCAAUCAGUCAUUCAGUCCUGUUGUUAUGCAUUAUGACUGAUAACAAUGUCUUUACCCCAGUACACAAGUACAGACAAACUUGCCGCCAUAUUUGUAACCCUAGCUUGUACUUAAAAAGGUUUCGCUACUAAUAUCAGAGCAACUAUAUGAAAUUGAUGUAUGUAUUUUAAUGGGUGUUUGCAGUUUAUAUAAAUGGUUACAAAAUAUUUUUAUCAUACAUUUAAAAACGAAACCGAUCACCAGGCAUAAAGGCAUCACUUCAGCUUCAGGUUAUAUUAUUUAUGCAGUAUAUUUUUUAACAAGAAUUUAAUAAUUCAUAUAUAUGGUGAUGUAAUUGUUAAAUGUGACCCUGUCUGUGAAAUCCUGGUUUAAGUCUUAUAAUCUAAUAAUGAGUACAUUCAGAUUUAACUUACUCAGUCAAUAUUAAAGAUGUCAAGGUUAUAUUUUUACAUCAUUUUCUUUACAUUAUGUAGGAUGAUUUUGUAUAGAAAACAGUAAAUCACAAAAAAUGACUCUAGCUGGGUUUCACAGGAAGGGUCACAAAUUAUUCAUCAGUCUUCAUCAAAUCCCGUUUUAGAUCAUUCUAGCUCCUACAGAUGUUUGUGACUGAGAUGAAGAUGUACAAGAGGUAAAUCUGACCCUAGAUCAGUCCACAUACUCUGGGAUUUUUCAUUGUGUUCAUUUACAAAGGUUGACAUGUAGAUAAUGACAACUUUGGUGCCCCUUGUAUGAUAUGAAAUUGCACCCAAAGUUGAUGUUAAUAUGUCACACCCACCCCUCAACAUUCAUUAAUACAGUUAAACUUAAUACAGUUUUGUCUGAGAUUGUGUAAUAAUUGUAAAGUACUGUGUAGAAAAAGUUGGAUGGUAAGAGACAACUCGGUGAAAGAGAGAGAGAGAGAUUUCUUCCUUUGGUGCUUUCAAAGGGAUGUCUGUUUUUGAAAUAGGAAUAUAAAAGAGAUUAAACGGUUUUAACAUGAAAUCUUGUACAGCACUAUAGAUUUAUCAUACCUAUAUUUUUGUUUUGGUUUACAAGUGAACAUUUGAUAGUGCCCAUUACUUUGUGAAUAAAGUGUUGAAUGCCUAAA